GAGCAGGAACAGGCGCUCCGGAGACUCACGCGCCGCGCCGGAGAGUGUCGGAAGCCGCGAUGGGAGUGACCGCAUCCAAGUUUCUAGAGUUCCUCUGACCACUGCUGUUGCAUUAAACAAAAGACUUUGUGUUUCUCGUCAUUUUUUUUCUCCGUCUCACUUCUGACGGGGUUUGUCAGCGCUUGUUUUUCUUUUUUUUUUCUUUUUUUUUUUUUUUUGAUCGAGGCGUUUCUCGCACAGGAUGUUGAUGAUAUUGGGAAGCCGGGUAAGAUCAUAAAGUCAGUUCUCUCUGAUGAGAACGUCCUCCUCUUUCACCACCUCACAAAGGGAACCACGGAACAAGUAUUUUCUUCUUUUUUUUUUCUCUCCGAAACGCCAUCAUUUCAUUUUUCCUUUUUUCUGAAUGUCACUAAGAAGCAGAGGGGGCUGUUUCAAAGACAAAAUGGAUCACUUUGCAGCAGAGUGCCUUGUUUCUAUGUCCAGUCGUGCAAUUGUUCACGCUCCUAAAGGGAAUAGGGAGAUUAAACCAGAAAUCCCGUCCUCCUCCAAGAUCGGGGAGGAAAUGAAAGAGCCUCUGGUGAAGGAUAACUCCUCUCUUUUUGUGGUGGCGCGGAUUCUGGCGGAUUUUAACCAGCAGACUCCCAACAGUGGUGCCGAGCAGGCAAAAAUAAAGGAUGAGAGCAUGCCGAACCUCAGAGAUGAUGGAAACUCUGCCACACCUACCACCAUCUCCGAUCCUUCGCUCAAACAAAGAGGCAAAAGAUCGAGAGGUCGAGCUGAGCAAGAAUCACCUCUGAAAAAGCACAAAUGCCACUAUUCAGGUUGUGAAAAAGUUUAUGGCAAAUCAUCCCACCUCAAAGCCCACCUAAGGACACACACAGGAGAGCGACCUUUCCCGUGCACCUGGCCCGACUGCAGUAAGAAGUUCGCCCGCUCAGACGAGCUGGCCCGCCACUACCGCACCCACACGGGGGAGAAGAAGUUCGGCUGCCCCCUCUGCGACAAGCGCUUCAUGCGCAGCGACCACCUGAUGAAGCACGCCCGCCGCCACUCGGAUUUCCAGCCCGGCAUGCUGAAGAGGCCCCACGGCGGCGGUGGCGGCGGCGGCGGCGGCAGCACACGUCCCGGCUCCCUCAGCGACUACAGCCGCUCGGACGCCUCCAGCCCCACCCUCAGCCCCACCCUCAGCCCAGCCAACUCGCCUUAAACUGAAACCUGGCCGCACUUUUCCGCCUCCGGACUGUGAGGCCCGUGUUUUCAUCAUAACACUUUUGUUGCACAGUCGUCAGCAGCCCCGCCCCCUUUCGCUGUCCCCGCGCUUGCUGUGGUGUACCAUACUGUACAUAACUGCUUAUUGUAGUGCAAUUUACUUGUGUGAUCCUAAAAGAAGGUAAUGCCUUUCCCAGAUGGCAAUAUCUCCAGUCUGUACCGCGUGUCUGUAUUUUCUUUUAGCUUCUGAUCAUGGCUAGUUGUUUAAUGUACGUUCACACUCAACUAAACAAGGUUUAGAAGAAGAAAAAAAAAAUAUGGACAGACACCCUGACAAGUCUUAUCAAAAUGUUCUUUUGUUUUUUUGUUUUACUUUUGUUGAUUAUUUUCUUCUUUUUUUUUUUUUUAACGAACGGGUUAGGAAAAGGGGUACACAUACGCGCGCGCACACACACCCACACACACACAUACACACACACAUACACACACCCACACCUCAGGAUUGAAGACAGUUGCUCUUUCUGUAAUACCACAGUACUUCACAGUACUCACAUUGACUGCACAAUAUACUCAUCACUUUACUCUGAAAUUCAACCGGGGUUGAAUUUUACGCCCUGCUCAGGGAUGGCCUUGUUAGCUUGAAAGAAUGAACACGGUGAAGAGAAACACACAGUACAUAUAUUGCAGCCUUACACUCAACAUAAUUUGCACUCUUUGUUAUUAUUAUUAUUUUUUUUUUUUGUUGGCUUUUACAUUCAGUGAAACCUGCCCUACAGUCACACGGUCAGUCCAACGGCAAAAAACUUUCAAAGCUCUGUCCGCCAUUGAGUUUUUUUUUUUUGUGUUUUUUUUUCGGGGGGGCGUUCCCAUGAAAUAUAAAUGCUGUAUGUUGAGAAAACCAUCAGCAAACUCCCACCCUGGAAGAAAAAAACCCAUCCCUUCCUUCACUGCAUUGUGAAUAAUCAUUGACGCGACACUGGGUUUAAUAUAUACCGCGCUCGAUCGUUUGCAGUGUAAACUCUAUGAAGCUGCACUGCGGGAGCAUCGGGAUUGUCAUGGGCUAGCAGUUUUUAUAAAACACACCUACGACGACACUUUGGAACCUUUAAAUAGAGAUCGUUAAGUUUCAAAGCAGCUGUUCGUGCUAACAAAAAGAAAAAAGCAUCUCGCGCAAAGCGGACACAAAGGGAUGUAACUAGAAACAAGGUUUGUCCAUCUUUCAAGCACAGAAAAAAAAAAAAAGAAAAAAAAGUACCAAAGACGAGAGUGAAUGAAAGCUUUCUGUUCGGGCCUGUGAGGCGCCCUUCACUGAGGCCAGAGGCGAGAGGCUGGCAGUGUCGCAGGUAGAGCCAGACGUCCGCUCGCCUCGCCUCGCCUCGCCUCCCUCCUCCCGGCUCUGCCUUUUGUGGCUUCCCCGAAGGAAACAGCUGCACCCGAAAGACGCCAUUCACAGGCUGCCGGAGGAGGAGUGCGAGCACGCCAUUCCCCCCGGGGGAGUCCUUCCUCAUCUGGCUCUACCUGCGCUGUCAAGAGAGCGGCGGGAACGCCGAGGCCGUUCAAGCGCACGGGGUUGUUGUAGGCCGGGGUGUUCGCCGGCGUUGAGCGUCCGCGGAGCACAGGGCGAACAAAGCAGCUAUCUGCAAUAAACAGGCAAGAGAGGGCAGGUCCUGAUAAAAGAGGAGAGGUUUAUCACGAGCCGAACAGCACAAAGGAGGAGACACCCAGGCGCAGGCACCCCAUUUCCUCCUCCUUCCCACACUCCCCUCCUCCCGCCAGCAGCCAGCAGAAAAAUGGCUGUAAUUAGUGGCUUGAUCCAAACUGUAGGAUAAGAGGAAAAAGAACAAGAAAGACAGAAGUGUGUGUGAGCGUGGAGCAGUGUGGGUGGGGCGUACCCAACAACUCCAUCCUGAGCACAGGCAGAGGUCGUCCGCCGCCGCCGAAGGGUCGGAUUUCACGGCGCUAAAGGGGGAAAGCGUCAGUGUAAAUUCACACACAGAUAAAGCCGAGCUCCCAAAACAGCUGCUUUCAAACUUCUCUCUCUCUCUCUCUUUCACCCCACGGCGGCUCUUUAACUGUUGUGAAAACACGUGAACCAAAAAAAAAAAAGAAGAAGAAACGGACAUAUCAGGCCUCACGCCGUCCUGCCUGUGACGCUCAGAUGUCCCGUGAGAAAAACCGACUUGUGUUUCUACACAGACAUGCCUCGAUAAGUCAGGCAAAAAGGCACAGCAAAGCUUCCAGGGAGUCAGGCACCGCUAUCCAAACUGCUGCAGCUCCGCCAGUCUGCGUUAUGCCUACACUUUCUUUCUGACGCUUCGGGACUGGAGUUAGGGGAAAAAAAAAAAAAAAAGGGUCAUCCGUGGAGUUUGAUUCUGUCUCUGGACUGUUUCUGCUUCGCCCCAGCAGCGGCGGCGGCGGCGGCUCGGCCUGGUCCUGCCCUGCCCUGCGGUCCCUUGGCCGACGCCGUGUGCAUGUUAACUCGGCGCUGAAAGCGUGGAUGGUCUCUGGCAGGUGUACGCCGAUGAAUGGCGGGCCUUGUCCUCCGUUCUCUGCAGCCUAAGCCAUUUUCUCCUCAAAGUGAAUCCGCUCUGUCGCUUUCUCCAGAAAGAGAACAUCCCUUAUUUAGAUCCAAUGCAGUAGUUUACUGAAAAUGUAUAUAUUAAAAAAUAAUAAUAAUAAGAAGAAGAAAUAAAAGUUGCAAGUUGUUAAACUGAUCUCCAGGAAGCAAGGCGACACUGGUGAGCCACUCUCAGUGAGGGAUUUACAUUAAAAAAAGAGAAAAACAACUAAAAAUGUUUGAUUUUUCACAAAGUAAAUCUUGAAGUUGCUGUUGAACAGCCUUUUUUUGUAUCCAUAACUUUAUUUGUUACAGUCAGUUUUUGACCUGGUUUAUAGUCUAACUUUCACUUGAUUAAAAAAAAAGAACAACAAACACACAAAAAAAAAUGGGAGUAUCUCACCCUCAAGCAGGUUCCAUUAAUCAGUUCUUAAUCCAUAAUCUGCACAUUUUCCUCAGGGUUGACAUCUGCCGAGCAGAUAUGGGACAGUUUGUGGAUUUUAUUGUAACAUCGGUUGCUGCCCCCCCCGCCCCCGCCCCCCGGUGUUCCUGGGUGCUCAGUGCUCACUGCUGGUCAGUGUCCGACCACACUGGAAACACAGGACGGCCUCGGCACAGGCCGCGCUCCUGCCCAUUACCUCCACAUCACACCCUCCUGUCUCUGGAGAAUUUUUGAAUUUUUCUUAUUUCUUGUUUGUUUUUUUUUAAUAAAUAAAUAAAUAAAACGCCCCUUAAAACACCUUUGAACCCGAGGGUGCCGCCACCCGAGGGUCCAGCGACCGUGACAGAUCCCAGCGGAUCCCUCCAUCCAGACUGCACCGGUGACACACAGCGUCCACGUGUAAGGCAGAGUGUCUCCAACUUUUCUCCUCACUGUACCAAAUGUACUUGAAUAGCUCGACACAAAAGGCCAUUGAACACAGUUUUUGUACAUGACCAUUUUUACUGUACGUGUUGUCAAAUAAUUAUUAACCUUUUCUGUCAAGAAAGGUUGUUUUUUUUCUUUGGUUUUUGUUUAUCCAACAUUUUCCGUCGUCUUCAGGUCAUUUCAGCGACUCUUGAAUCUAUCACAGCAUAAAAGGUUGACUGUUUCCAUCGAGUUCGUUUUCAAAAACAGAGAAUCAGUUUCUUCUUUUUUUUUUUUUUUUUUUUUUUUUGUCAAACUCAGAUUUUUAUCCCCGUGACCGGGGGUUCACUCCUUCAUCAGGAAAACACUUCUUACUCUGUUGAUGUCAGGAUGCAGGUUUUUGCACUUGGCCUGUCAUCCAAAACUCCUCAAUGUUGAAAACAAAAAGCAGAGCUGGAGGGGCGGCUGGGGCGAUGAUAAAUAAGGAAACAUCCUGACCUCUACGUAUGUCAGUUUCUCUUUGAGUGACUUUUUUUUUUCAUUAUUUAGAUUAAUUUUAAAGUUUUUUCAUAAUAGAGACCACAGCAUUGUGAGUUAGCAGUGUAGUCAUUUAUUAUUAUUAUUUUUUGUUAUUGCUUUGUUUUUUUGUGUCUCAUAUGAAAUGUUUAAAGGUGUAUAUUUUUCAACAACAACAACAACAACAACAACAACAAAAAUCAUACCUCUGAAUAUAUUUGACUUUGGUUGUAUCUUCAUAUCUUUUUGAAACAUCCAUCAUGUAGCUUACGUUUGCUUGAUGAGUAGCACAAAUCUUCAGUGGUUUCAUUUGUCCCUACUUGAAUGAAGAAGAAACGAAAGAGAGUUUUUUUUUCUGUAAAAAACAACAAAAAAACAAAAAAAAAACAAAAACAAAACACUGGGCUACAUUUUUUUUAACAGUCAUCCCAUUUUGCCAAGUCCUGCACGUCCUGUAGAAAAAAAAAAUCUUUCCAGAAAAAAAAAGUACUUUUGUAUGACUUUAUGUUAGAAGGAAAAAAAAAAAAAACCAUCCUUUCCCUGCUGCGCCCCUCGUUGUCUUAGUUGAAACAUUUUUGUAUGUGAGAAACGGACGCCGCCUGUAAAUUAUCAAAAAAAAAAAAAAAAAUCUUCAUGUCAGCAUUUAUCAGCUCCAACUCCACGAUUGUAAUUCCAGUGAGAUGAUAAAUCUUAAAGA
Molecule: messenger RNA, 5826 nt
Organism: Salarias fasciatus (jewelled blenny)
Lineage: Eukaryota; Metazoa; Chordata; Actinopteri; Blenniiformes; Blenniidae
Gene: klf13
Product: Kruppel like factor 13
Exons: 2
Coding region: 404-1207 (267 amino acids)
Biological process (GO): regulation of transcription by RNA polymerase II
Molecular function (GO): DNA-binding transcription factor activity, RNA polymerase II-specific; RNA polymerase II cis-regulatory region sequence-specific DNA binding
Source: RefSeq, a predicted model, not a curated record